Molecule: messenger RNA, 922 nt
Organism: Cataglyphis hispanica
Lineage: Eukaryota; Metazoa; Arthropoda; Insecta; Hymenoptera; Formicidae
Exons: 5
Coding region: 215-760 (181 amino acids)
Source: RefSeq, a predicted model, not a curated record
AGCCACCGCCGGUCCGUCGACUGCUACUUCGACCGGUGAACCAAAUUCACGCGUCGGUGUCAAAGUCACGCGGUACGCUAAGUAUUUAAUUGCAGGAGUGCAUUCUCGAGAGAGUGAAAACGCGAGAACCUAUCCAUUUCCGUAUGGGAGAAGUGCAGUGGAGCGAUUGGAUAAAUUUACCCUGUGGAGUGCGUGACUCAAGAUCCGCCACAUAAUGCAAUUGCCACGGACAUUGUUGCUUCUCGGUUGCUGCUUUCUGGCGUUGACGCUCGUGACGGCGGCACCCGCCGGUCAAGAGGAGCCGUUUUUCGAGCUUCCGGUGCACCUGAUUGGCUUUCCGGUAAUUAUAGCGAGCGUAAGAAUCGCCAAUUUCUUCAAGAAGCUCGCUUAUAUUUUGAAUCCAGAGACUUAUGUUAGUCGAGUGAAACGGGCGCACACACAUCUCUCUACGCAGGACGAAGAGAUUUUAGACAUUGACCAAGUUGAGAAGAAGUUAGUAACCGAAUUCGGAAAUAACGUUUGCAUCUACGAAAAGAUUUGUGUCGAAUAUGCAGAACGAAUGCUUCGAAGAAGGAGUCGACAACUUGACUGGAGUAUUCUUGAUUGGGGCGAAGUGUUCAGUGAGCACAAGUCAUCGCCCAAUUUGAUGAAAGAAAAUUAUUUGCUGAGUAUCUUCCUAGGCAACAUUAUUAGCAGUCCAAAGUUAUGUCAUUCAUUGGCGGAAAGAGGAAGAGCCUGCGAUGGCACCUUGUCUGAUUAGUUAAAUGUAUCAUGUGUGACUUGAGCGUUUGUGUUGAUUUGUAAAUAAUGCCAUGAAUUUGAUUAAUAUAUUGUGAUUAUAAGAUAAUAAGAUUAUUUGUAUAAGAUAACGAUAUACAUUUUUGUUAUGUAUAAUUAUAAUCAUUUAUAUUAAUUGUACAAA